Molecule: messenger RNA, 3218 nt
Organism: Liolophura sinensis
Lineage: Eukaryota; Metazoa; Mollusca; Polyplacophora; Chitonida; Chitonidae
Product: leukemia inhibitory factor receptor-like
Exons: 16
Coding region: 15-3218 (1067 amino acids)
Molecular function (GO): protein binding
Source: RefSeq, a predicted model, not a curated record
GGAAGAAGCGCCCUAUGAAUAAUGCAGACAGAUGUUUCCCAUCCUACGGGGAAAUGCCCCUCAGAUAUUUACUGAUAGCGAUUUGUCAACAGUUUAUUACCUGUUCCAUGGGAGAAGAUCAAUGGGUGGCAGAUAUUGCUCCGCAAGACCUAUACGUAUACGUUGGAGAACCUAUCGUACUAUACUGCAGUCUUACCAGUGCGUCCAAGGAAUAUGUCAACAACUUGGCUUUCGUAAUAAACGACUCGAAGAUUCCACAUGACUCUACAGUCGUAAAUGAAACAAGCAUUAAGUUAGAAAUUGACAAGGCCUCUUUAGCUGACGCAGGAUUGUAUCAUUGCAUAAGAACAGAUCGGGAUUAUGGAUUAAGCUACGCCGCAGUCAGAGUAGACUAUGCCCCUCAGCCGCCGUCUGAGAUAAACUGUACGGUGGAUAACUGGACAUCGAUGAUGUGCGAAUGGGAGGCAAACCAUACAUACAGAUACCAGGGUCACAUACAUUUUGAUGUUAACUGGACGGCGACGGCAUGUGCACCUGAUUAUGGAGGAAUGAGGUCAGCGAUGGGGUUAACUGCCCCCGAGUAUAAGUGGUUGGAGAAUGAAUAUUGUCGUGAUGCCCAGUACAGUAUUUUCGUAAUCGUCCACAACAUUGUCAGGGGAGACUACCGAACGUCUGAACAGUUUCUGGUCAAAAGUCGAUUUCGAGUUAAACCGGCGACCAUUGACAGCGAUAUGUUCAACGUGAGCCUUGUGAACAGCUCCUGUGUGACAGCCAAGUGGAGAUUUCUGCGAUAUAGUCAUCGACAGACCUGCUCAGUCCUUAUUCACAAAACAACUGCACCGGCAAAAGAGGACAACUGUGAAGGCAUUGUCAGCUAUAAGAGUUAUGAAGAGGACUUCUUUCCUACCGUCUAUAAGGGAAACAAGGGUGUCACUUCCAGAUGGAUUUGUGGACUGGAGCCUUUUACCAAGUACACCGUGGGAAUAUCAUGUGAACCAGCAGUAGGGGGCUUUAAAAGUGACGUCACAAGGACAUGUCUACAGAUGCCAGAAGAUGUUCCAGACACCGGGCCUAACGUUACUUCCGGUGGAUUCUGGGAGAUGUCAUGUGGUGAUAAUUGCAGAUUCGUCAAGAUAUACUGGCAGCCUGUACCAGAGAUCCACCAAAAUGGCGUCAUCACCGACUACAUACUCCGGUGGGAGAAUCUUCGACACAACCUGACCUCGCUCAUAUCUAUUCCGGCGAGUCAGCAUUCUCACAACCUGACCCUAAACUCAUCAGACGCCUACUACAUCAAUAUCAGUGCCGCAACCCUUGUUGGCAGUUCCCAGGAAGAAUCAAGACUUUACCUCCCAUCAUUCGAGCAAAGUUCACGGGUUCCUGAAGUGUUUCUGGCUCAAGCAAAUUCACACUCGUCCCCAAUGGACAUAACAGUGUCCUGGGAACCCAGCAAGGAUUUGUCCGUGACUGGUUACACCGUGUACCACUGCGAAGGUUCCCCGUCGGUGCGGGUUUGUAAGAACUUUCUGGAAUGGCAGCACCUCCCAGCUGACCGGUCACACGUGACACUCUACCCGCCCUCAGAAUUAGACGCCGAUACAAUCAGUGUGAGAUAUAUGAUCGGGCUGUCUGAAGAAAGACGAAAUGAAAGCAGUGGAAUUGUUUGGAGUAACUGCAUCUAUAUUAAACAGAAAGUUCCAGAUAUACCACCACGAGGCAUAAGUCUCGAUAUUCAUGAGGACUCCAGUUUGGAUAUUCAUUGGUUACCUUACACCUGUUCAGAAUCCGGGUACAUUGUUAAAUAUAAGCUGCGCAGUUGUGUUAUCAGGGGAGAAAACUCAUGCACAACACCUGUCACUGUCACAGAGGUGGAUGGUCAGAUCUUCAACUAUAGACUAAGCGAUCUCGAUCUGAAACAGCAGUAUGGAGUCCAACUCCAGGCCGUAUCCGAUGGCGGGGAAGGGCCUGAGUCAACCCUCGUCAUGACUCCAAAACCAUGGUUUCCACGGUGGACCAUCGGCCUCAUCAUCAUAAUGGCAGUGGCAAUUUUGUUUCCAAUAGGUUAUAUCAUAUUUUAUCGUACAAGGCAAUAUUUUGCAUCAUCGGAUAUUGUAGUGGUGGUACCUCCCCCAGUCGAGGACGAUGGUCAGGCACGCAGUAUUUAUGAAGAUGAUAACGACUCAGAUAUGGAAGAGAACAUGGCAGUGUUGGGCAAUCACAGUACAGAUAUCCUUCCAUACGUCAAGGUCGAGCCAGAGGGCCAGUACUCUUUAGCCCUCACAGACCACACACAAAACGGAAGCAUUUUGAGCACAAGACAUGAAGACAUGAAUUUUGACCCCGAUGAUCAAUCAACAAUUCGCAUCAAUCGGGGCAAAAUGGAGGUUUCAUUCCAUUUGGCGCCUACAGAGAAAACACGGAAGAGCCUCAAGAGAGAUCUGGUUGUUGACCAUGAGGACCAAAGAGGUCAUAUUCCGUCAGUUAAGGAGACCUCUGAGGUUGUACAAGCUCAUCUACCACUGGACCUACCUCGCAAAGAUUGCCCAGCGGAAGCUUGCCUGUUACCUGGAGCGCACAUGCCUCGCAGAGAUCAGCCCGUGGAAGCUCACCAGUUGCCUGGAGUGUACGUGCCUCACAGACAUCAGCCAGCGGAAGCUGACCUGUUGCCUGGAGCGUACGUGCCUCGCAGAGAUGACCAACUGGAAGCCCACAUGUUACCUGGAGCACACUUACCUAACAGAGAUGACCCCGCGAAAGCUCACGUGCUACCUGGAGCGUACGUGCCUCGCAGAGAUCUGCCAGUGGAAGCUCACCUGUUGCCUGGAGCGUACGUGCCUCACAGAGAUCAGCCAGCGGAAGCUCACCUGUUGCCUGGAGCGUACGUGCCUCGCAGAGAUCUACCAGUGGAAGCUCACCUGUUGCCUGGAGUGUACGUGCCUCGCAGAGAUCAGCCAGCGGAAGCUCACCUGUUGCCUGGAGCGUACGUGCCUCGCACAGAUGACCGAGUGGAAGCCCACUUGUUACCUGAAGCACACUUACCUAGCAGAGAUGACCCAGUGAAAGCUCGCCUGUUGCCUGGAGCGAAGAAAAAGAAAAAAGAAAUCAGGCAGCGGCAUGCUCAGUCCAUCAGCAGGAUGCUACCUACCGCGGAGGUGAAUACGAUCUGUUCAUUAGCCGAUGUCAGCACGUCCACUUCGUGUGUACUUGAUGAACAGUAA